AUGGAUACUCUCCUUUCGAAGUACUACGAAAAGGUGCCUAGACGAUUUCACGCUGGCGCUCUGACUGCAUGCAAUGUUCAAGGAGAUGUAAUUUAUUCCGAUAUAAAAGGCACCCAGACCGUGGACCGUUCUGGCCCCGCAGUCACCGAAGAUUCAAUCUUUUGGGUUUCAUCCUUAACCAAAAUCGUCACGGCCGUCACUGUGAUGAUUGUAGUUGAGCGAGGCUUGAUUUCACUCGACGAUGAUGUCGGCCAAGUUGUACCGGAGUUGGCAGCGCCGGAGGUCUUGUCUGGAUUUGAUGAAGAUGGGAAACCCAUUGUGAAUCGGACGGAGAAGAAGCUCACGUUGCGCAGUCUCUUGACACAUACAAGUGGCUUCACAUAUAGCGUGAUGAGCAAGAACCUGCAGAAGUGGGCGGCGUAUCAUGGGAGAAAUAUCGACCACACACAGGGAACUUAUGUACUACGCUCCCUAUCUGAAUCGAUUACCUACCCCCUUAUUUUCGAACCAGGAAAAGAUUGGAGUUACGGCCCUGGAGUGGACUGGGCUGGGAGAGUGGUUGAGAUCCUCUCUGGAAAAAAGCUCGGGGAAUUUAUUCGUGAGAACAUCUGUUGCCCAUUGGAUCUCCAAUCUACUACAUUCCACCCGGAGACCCUGCCUGACUUUGAGAAGAAAAAAGUGGAGAUAGCCAGCCGAGACAGAGAUGGUUCCCUAACUCCAACCAAAGAGAUAUUCCCCAUUCCCACGCCAGAUGACCUUGGGGGUGGAUCUCUGUACUCCACGGCUCGCGAAUUUACCAAGAUUCUCUCAGCUCUUCUCGCAGGAGGUGAGGGAAUAAUCAAGCCCGAAAGCGUGGAUGAGAUCUUUCGGCCUCAACUGCCGGAUGCUGUGAGAAUAACAUUGAACCAGCAGAUUAAUUCACCUGGAGCACGAGGAAUGAAGUGGCUGUUUACAACGGGAGAUCAAAUCGAUUUCGGGCUGACUGUCUCAGUCACCAUUGCUGAUGUUCCGAAUGGCCGUGCACAUGGGACAGUGUCGUGGGGAGGACACACAAAUACGCAGUGGGUAAGUGACUUUCUAGUGUGCUGGUCGACAGAAACAUGA
Messenger RNA from Penicillium canescens, 1104 nucleotides. RefSeq names its product serine hydrolase domain-containing protein. The transcript is spliced from 4 exons. Lineage: Eukaryota; Fungi; Ascomycota; Eurotiomycetes; Eurotiales; Aspergillaceae. The record is from RefSeq and is a predicted model, not a curated record. Bases 1 to 1104 code for a protein of 367 amino acids.